Molecule: messenger RNA, 828 nt
Organism: Melozone crissalis (California towhee)
Lineage: Eukaryota; Metazoa; Chordata; Aves; Passeriformes; Passerellidae
Gene: STMND1
Product: stathmin domain containing 1
Source: RefSeq, a predicted model, not a curated record
AUGAGGAAAGAACGGGAUGUUUUGGAAGACAGCUGUUUCUCGAGAGCCAGCAGGUGCGCGUUUGAGCGCGCCCUGCAGCGCCAGGAGGCCGGCACAGAAGGCCACAAUAUUUCUAGCCAGGGUGCAGUGGCAGAGCUGCCUUCUGAGGGCCUACAGAACCACCAGGGAGCCAAAAGCCAGGGGGGAAAGCAGAUUCACCAUUUGGCCACAGCUUUAAUGUUUACAUCUUUUGAUGACACACCGCUCACCAAUGAGUUCAUCAGUAAAUCAUCACCCUUAGAGGAAACAGAGAGGCAAAAAUCAUUUCUUGAGGAGCUGAGGAUGCAGGGAAUAAUCAAGAGUCAGAGUACCACUGCCAGAACUGCAGAAGCAUAUGAGAACAAGAGGGAUGCUCUGGGAAAGACACAGAAGAAACCCCCAGCUAGGCUGGAAAAAAUUGGAAAUGAGAAAGUGGGUGAUUUUACAGUGAAGGACAUGAAGCCUUCUGCUAAAGCAAAGAAACAGAUUAGGGAAAAGGAACUGAAUAAAACACCACAACACAUCACAUCAUUUUUCCCCCCAGAAACUGCUCACCAAACCACAAAGAAACAGACUGAAAAGGACUGCCUGAGUUUGGAAAGCCAGGGAGGUACAGACCCUCAGCCCUCACCUUUAGAUGCUGAGCCAGAGCUGUUGCUGAAGAAAAUAACUGCAGUAGACAGAACAAACAAUUGUACUGAGGAGGACACUGUCACUGAGUCUGUAACUUACAGCUGCAUCAGUGAAUCAAUCUGGCUGUGGCUUGCAAAUAUGAAGAACUCCUCUGUUCCCUGCAAAUGUCUUUUUUGA